UUACACCUCCAACACAAGUAUCAUCAUAUGUCGGAUAUAAAGAAGGCAGAUAAGAACAUGGAAAUGUGUCGCAAGAAGCUGCCUGGACUACGGGACAAACUCAUACUCUUCAUCUUAUACCUCCUUCUGUGCAGGAAUAUAGCGAUGGCGAUUCAUCCGGACUGCGCAAUCGUCUCGCAGCAUCAGAGGGCACGGGAGGCUUGCAGCCAGAUGAGCAGAAGCGAGGCGCAAAACCAGACGGAGCAAAGCGGAUGUAAAACCGAAUGGGACGGGAUCGGAUGCUGGCUAAGAGCUGAAGUAGGACAGGUGGUCAACAUUUCCUGUUCUGAAGUCUUCCAGCAUUUCUCCAGCAAUCAAGGGCAUGUUUACAGGAACUGUACAGAUGGAGGCUGGUCUGAAAUGUAUCCUAACUACGAGGAAGCCUGUGCUUUCAGUGAUGACAGUGAGCCUGAAACUGAGACGAGUUACCUCUCCACGUUCAGACAGGUGUACACUGUGGGCUACGCCACCUCGCUCAUCUCGCUAAUCACAGCGAUAGUUGUGUUCACAGCCUUCAGAAAGUUCCGCUGCACAAGAAACUACAUCCACGUCAACCUGUUCUCCUCCUUCGUCUUGAGAGCCAGCGCUGUUUUCAUCAAAGACACUGUGCUGUUUGCUGAUGAGAAUCUGGACCACUGCUCUGUGUCCACGGCAGCCUGCAAGUCUGCUGUGGCUUUCUUCCAGUUCAGCAUUCUGGCCAAUUACUUCUGGCUGCUGGUGGAGGGCAUGUAUCUGCAGACGCUGCUGGCACUGACCUUCGUCUCUCAGAGGAAAUACUUCUGGUGGUACAUCCUGAUUGGUUGGGGACUCCCAUCGACAGUUCUUAUUCUUUGGGUGUUGACCAGAUUCUUCUACGAUGACAGCGGUUGCUGGGAUGACACAGAAAAUGUUGCUAUUUGGUGGAUCAUUAAAGGACCCAUUACAGCCUCACUGCUGAUCAACAUUGUCAUCUUCAUCAAUGUGAUCCGGAUUCUGGUUCAAAAGCUCAAAUCUUCAGCCAUGGCGGGAAACAAUGACACAGGACAUUUCAUGAGGCUGGCUAAAUCCACCCUGUUCCUCAUCCCUCUGUUUGGGAUGCACUACACUGUGUUUGCCUUCUUGCCUGAGAACACCGGAGUGGCAGCGAGACUCUACAUCGAGCUGGGGCUAGGAUCCUUUCAGGGUUUUGUGGUGGCUCUGCUGUACUGCUUCAUGAAUGGAGAGGUUCAAACAGAGCUGCGCAGAUGGCUGUGGAAGUGUCACAAUCAAAAUCACCUUACCCCUGCCAAGCAAAGUAUCACUCAGAUCACAAUUCGAGCCCGUGGGGGGCUUAGGAGGCCCCCUUCCAGCGGCAACAUCUCUACAGUAUGA
Messenger RNA from Cheilinus undulatus (humphead wrasse), 1389 nucleotides. RefSeq names its product vasoactive intestinal polypeptide receptor 1-like. The record is from RefSeq and is a predicted model, not a curated record. Gene Ontology annotation, biological process: cell surface receptor signaling pathway; adenylate cyclase-modulating G protein-coupled receptor signaling pathway. NCBI's taxonomy places the organism in Eukaryota, Metazoa, Chordata, Actinopteri, Labriformes, Labridae. The coding region runs from base 28 to 1389 and encodes 453 amino acids. The transcript is spliced from 13 exons. Gene Ontology annotation, molecular function: G protein-coupled peptide receptor activity; vasoactive intestinal polypeptide receptor activity; peptide hormone binding. Gene Ontology annotation, cellular component: plasma membrane.